Aspergillus heteromorphus CBS 117.55 is the source of this 957-nucleotide messenger RNA. RefSeq names its product S-adenosyl-L-methionine-dependent methyltransferase. The record is from RefSeq and is a predicted model, not a curated record. The coding region runs from base 1 to 957 and encodes 318 amino acids. Gene Ontology annotation, molecular function: methyltransferase activity. Lineage: Eukaryota; Fungi; Ascomycota; Eurotiomycetes; Eurotiales; Aspergillaceae. The transcript is spliced from 7 exons.
AUGUUGCAAGUGAAUACUGACUUUUCUUGGUCAAUAAGGAGCCCUGACUCGCAAACGGAAGAACUGGACGCCAGGUAUCUCCACACAGUACCAGUUCAUGGCCGCGAGUAUCAAAAAUACUCGAUCGAGAAGAAGAUCUGUUUCCAGCCGGUUGACGAUGACGAAGCGGAGAGGCUUGAACUCCAACAUGAGUUCUUUAAUGGAGUCUUCGAUAGCCGGCUGAUAUUUCCGCCUAUUCCUAAUCCUCGACAGAUUCUUGAUUGCGGUCAUGGCGCUGGAUCUUGGGCUGUCGAGGUGGCAGAAGGAUAUCCACGUUGCGAGGUGAUCGGUGUUGAUAUAUCUCCCCAUAUGAAUCCAGAAUAUGUACCGGGGAAUUUGUGGCUUCAAGUCGACGAUCUAAAUCGCACCUUCACCUUUCCCCCUAAUCACUUCGACCUAGUUCACUCGAGGAUGCUUGCAACAGGCAUCGAUGGAUCCCGAUGGCCAUCGUACAUUGAAGACAUCAGAAGGGUGCUGAGGCCAGGCGGCUGGGUACAAUUGGUCGAAAUGUACUUCAACGCCCAAUCGGACAAUGGGUCACUCACCGAGAAUCAUGCGCUGAGACAGUGGAGCACAAAAUUCAUGCGUUCUAUGCAGGAUGUCAAGGAUCUCCGCGUGGGUACACAUUUGAGAAACCUUCUGAUGGCGGCCGGGAUGGAGGAAGUCGAUACAAAGAUGAUUCCCCUCCCCCUCUGUGAAUGGCCCAACGAACAGAGGAUGCGAGAGAUAGGCGCGGCUAACCGCGAGAGCGUCAGACAACUGCUUCCUGCCUUGUCACUCUACCCCCUGACCCAACGCCUGCGCAUGCCGCAUGAGGAGUUUCAACAGCUGAUAGCCCGUGCAGAAGAAGAGGCAGGCAACCCGAGCUUGAAAGCAUAUUUCCCUUUGUACGUUUGCAUUGGUCGGAAGCCGUUGUAG